AUGAUGGAGGAAAUCGAUCGCUUUCAAGUCCCUACAGCUCGUUCAGAAAUACAACCUCUGGACCCCACAGCCACUUCUGUCUCUGAAGUUGAGUGUGACAACCGAGAGGGUGAGACUGUAGCGAUGAAUUAUAAGCCAUCCCCAUUACAGAUGAAAAUCGAGAAACAGCGGGAGCUGGCCAGGAAGGGGUCUCUGAAGAAUGGCAAUGUUGGAAGCCCUGUCAAUCAGCAGCCGAAAAAGAACAAUGUGAUGGCGAGAACAAGGCUGGUUGUUCCGAACAAAGGAUAUUCUUCGCUAGAUCAGAGCCCAGAUGAAAAACCUUUGGUUGCCCUGGAUACAGACAGUGAUGAUGACUUUGACAUGUCUAGAUACUCUUCAUCAGGCUAUUCCUCAGCUGAGCAGAUUAAUCAAGACUUGAAUAUCCAGCUGCUGAAGGACGGCUACAGGUUAGACGAAAUCCCAGACGAUGAAGACUUGGAUCUUAUUCCUCCCAAAUCCGUGAACCCCACCUGCAUGUGUUGCCAGGCAACCUCCACUGCUUGCAAUGUCCAAUAAUGCGCUUUCCACUGUAAUUGUGUAAAACUAACAACCAUUGCUUCCUCCUAUGGUAGGACAUGCACUUUGUGUCCAUGUUUAAAACAAAAAGACAAAAAAGCAGACCAUCAUUGUGGCAUUCAGAAGUGGAUGUGAAUACAGCGUUGAGAUGUUUGUGUGAGAGAUUGUGACUAUGAAUCCCACUGCUCAGCAGACGAUCUACUGUGUAAUUCUGACUUUUCCUUUCCCCUCAAAUCUGCUGGAGGGUGGGGGGAGAGAAGAGAAAAAAUAUUGUAGUAGGUAUGAACCGCAGCUUUGUCGUGAACUGGAAACUGGAAAUCAAUUCCCCAAAAGUUUUUUGUUGUGUCUCCUACAAUUUCACUAUUUUUGUUGAAUUCAAGUUAAAGGGUGCUCCUGUUUCUCAAUAAGCAGUACCAGCUUGCCAUAAGUACUCAACUCAAGCCAACAAUGGACAACAUCAAUAGCCUAAAAAGGUUCAGUGAGAUCACUUUAGCUUAGACUCAAUCCCGUUAUGUCAAACUCAUUUAUGUCAUGUAUUCCGUUAAAAUUUAGUAAUAUUAGGAUAAAUAAACAUAAUGCCCCCCCAAACCCUACUGCAAACAAAACUGAAGUACCCUUUAUCAUGGUAGCCAGGUACUUAUGAACUGUGAGUUACUUAUUGCACCAAUAUCAGGUCUUUUGCUUAUUUUGUUUGAAGGUAAUCUUGAAUGUAUUCAGUUUGUUGUGAAAAGGGAAAAAUCCAUUUCUUUAUCAAAACAUUUUAUUUUUGCACUAUUAGCGUUGGUAGUUAUGUAAUUUCACAAAUCUUGGAAUGAAUGUAUAAUUUUAUUUCAGGUUGUUUUGAGGGAGGUGAAGUACUGUGGUGAGGUUUUAUUUGUAUUUUGGGGGGAAUGGAUUGUAUGUGAUGAGGGUGGGCAAUUCUGCUUCAGUUAAAGGGAUUUUACAAAUUGUUACAGCAAAAUCUGACAGAAUAAGGAAACUGUGUGAAGAGUUUACUUGCAAAUAUUAGAAGUGGGUAGAGAUGGAUAGAAGUAUGCGAUAUAUCAAGUUGAAGAAAUUUUGUUGAGAAAUGUUUGGAAUAUACUGUACUCAGAAAUUGAUGGCAAACAAUUACAGUGACUGCUUAUGGUUGUGAAAUUAUGGUAGAAAAUAUUAAUUACUCUUUAGGAACCUUUACUCAAACUGCCCUUUGAGGUGUAUGUUGUGGACAACAGCAAAAACAAUGGACAUCACAGCUACUAUACAUUUCAAGAAAGGCUUCAUUUUAAUUUCUACCUUUUAUAUAUUUUUAGAUCGUAAAAUCAGAACCUUAAAGUUUGGCCAAGUUUUAUUUUUUGAUGAUUAUAAAAUGUGCCAGUUGAGUAAAACUGUGAGGUCUGUCUUCCCUGCCCUCCUGCUGUGACCAUGCAGUUCUUUUCCAGCUGUGGGAUAGACAGAGGAGAUUCAGGAGGUCCUACAACUUAAUGGACUUUGUCAGUGUCACUCCAUAUUCUCAUGGAGUCCCGUAGUGUAGUAAUUCACGCUCAUCUUG
Molecule: messenger RNA, 2086 nt
Organism: Callorhinchus milii (elephant shark)
Lineage: Eukaryota; Metazoa; Chordata; Chondrichthyes; Chimaeriformes; Callorhinchidae
Gene: fam219aa
Product: family with sequence similarity 219 member Aa
Exons: 6
Coding region: 1-555 (184 amino acids)
Source: RefSeq, a predicted model, not a curated record